AUAAACUCCUUUCAACCCUCUUAGAAAAAGACUAUUAAAAAUUUUGGUACAUUCAUUAUUCAGCAUGCUUAUUAUGUGCACUAUUUUAACCAACUGUGUAUUUAUGACUAUGAGUAACCCUCCGGAAUGGACAAAGAAUGUAGAAUACACAUUCACUGGAAUUUAUACCUUUGAAUCACUAAUAAAAAUUCUUGCAAGGGGCUUCUGUUUAGAAGAUUUCACUUUCCUCCGGGAUCCCUGGAACUGGCUGGACUUUACAGUCAUUACGUUUGCGUAUGUAACAGAAUUUGUAAACCUAGGCAAUGUUUCAGCUCUUCGAACUUUCAGAGUAUUGAGAGCUUUGAAAACUAUUUCUGUAAUCCCAGGCCUGAAGACCAUUGUGGGAGCCCUCAUUCAGUCAGUGAAGAAGCUGUCAGAUGUCAUGAUCCUGACUGUCUUCUGCCUGAGCGUGUUUGCACUAAUAGGGCUGCAGCUCUUCAUGGGCAACUUGAGGCACAAAUGCUUGAUCUGGCCACCAGACAACUCUACCUUUGAAAUAAACAUAACUUCCUACUUCGACAGCACACUGGGAGAAAAUGGCACCUUUAUUAACACAACAGUGACCACAUUUAAUUGGGCAGAGUAUGUCAGUGAUGAUAAUAAUUUUUACUUCUUGGAAGGACAAAAUGAUGCUUUGCUGUGUGGCAAUGGCUCAGACGCAGGUCAAUGUCCUGAAGGUUAUAUGUGUGUAAAGGCUGGUAGAAACCCCAAUUAUGGCUAUACAAGUUUUGAUACCUUCAGCUGGGCCUUCUUGUCACUUUUUCGGCUGAUGACACAGGACUACUGGGAAAAUCUUUACCAAUUGACUUUGAGAGCGGCUGGCAAAACGUACAUGAUCUUUUUUGUCCUGGUGAUCUUCUUGGGCUCUUUCUACCUGAUCAACUUGAUCCUGGCUGUUGUUGCCAUGGCUUAUGAAGAGCAGAAUCAAGCCACAAUGGAAGAAGCAGAGCAGAAAGAGGCAGAGUUUCAGCAGAUGCUUGAGCAGCUGAAAAAACAACAAGAAGAAGCUCAGGCAGCUGCUUUAGCUGCAGCAGCAGAUGAAUCCAGAGAGUUCAGUGACGUCGGUGGUGUAGGAGGAUUCUCAGAGAGCUCAUCAGCAACAUCAAAGCUGAGUUCAAAAAGUGCAAAAGAGAGGAGAAACAGGCGGAAAAAGAGAAAACAGCGAGAACAGUCUGAAGGAGAUGAAAAAGAUGAGGAUGAAUUUCACAAAUCUGAAUCAGAGGACAGCAUCCGAAGGAAAGGCUUCCGAUUCUCCAUUGAAGGAAACAGGCUGACUUACGAAAAAAGGUUCUCUUCCCCACAUCAGUCUUUGCUGAGCAUUCGUGGCUCCCUGUUUUCACCAAGGCGUAGCAGCAAAGCAAGCCUUUUCAGCUUCAGAGGCCGAGCAAAGGAUAUAGGAUCAGAGAAUGAUUUUGCAGAUGAUGAGCACAGCACCUUCGAAGACAACGAGAGCAGAAGAGAUUCUCUCUUCGUUCCUCACAGACAUGGCGAGAGGCGCAACAGUAACAUCAGCCAGGCCAGUCGAUCAUCCAGAAUGGUGCCUGUGCUUCCAGCCAAUGGGAAAAUGCAUAGUACCGUGGACUGUAAUGGGGUAGUUUCCUUAGUUGGUGGGCCACCAGUUCUUAUGUCACCAACAGGUCAACUUUUGCCUGAGGGUACCACUACAGAAACAGAAUUAAGGAAAAGACGAUCAAGUUCUUAUCACAUGUCCAUGGAUUUUCUCUCUGAUCCUACUGCAAGGCAAAGAGCUAUGAGCAUAGCCAGCAUACUCACCAACACAAUGGAAGAACUUGAGGAAUCCAGACAGAAAUGCCCUCCCUGUUGGUAUAAAUUUGCUAACAUGUGCUUAAUCUGGGACUGCUGCACUCCAUGGUUAAAAAUAAAGCAUAUUGUUAAUCUGGUUGUGAUGGAUCCCUUUGUCGACCUUGCUAUCACUAUCUGUAUUGUUCUGAACACUUUAUUUAUGGCCAUGGAACAUUACCCGAUGACUCCGCAGUUUAAUAAUGUGCUAUCCGUCGGAAACUUGGUGUUCACUGGCAUCUUUACAGCAGAAAUGUUCCUUAAGCUAAUAGCCAUGGAUCCUUACUAUUAUUUUCAAGAAGGCUGGAAUAUUUUUGAUGGCAUCAUUGUCAGCCUGAGUUUGAUGGAACUGGGUCUUGCCAACGUGGAAGGUCUUUCUGUCCUGAGAUCCUUCCGACUGCUUCGAGUUUUCAAAUUGGCAAAAUCUUGGCCAACAUUAAAUAUGUUGAUAAAGAUUAUUGGCAAUUCAGUUGGUGCCUUGGGAAAUCUGACCUUGGUUUUGGCCAUCAUAGUCUUCAUUUUUGCUGUGGUUGGAAUGCAGUUAUUUGGCAAAAGCUACAAGGAAUGUGUCUGCAAAAUCUCUAAUGAUUGUGAACUUCCACGCUGGCACAUGAAUGACUUUUUCCACUCUUUCUUGAUUGUCUUUCGAGUACUUUGUGGAGAAUGGAUAGAAACUAUGUGGGACUGUAUGGAGGUUGCUGGACAAACAAUGUGCCUUACUGUCUUCAUGAUGGUCAUGGUAAUUGGCAAUCUAGUGGUUUUGAACCUCUUUCUAGCCUUGCUGCUGAGCUCCUUCAGUUCAGACAAUCUUGCUGCUACAGAUGAUGACAAUGAAAUGAACAAUCUCCAGAUUGCUGUGGGGAGGAUUCAGAGAGGAAUUGAUUAUAUGAAAAGAAAAGCACGUGAAUUUGUCCAAAAGGCUUUUGUGAGGAAGCAGAAAGCUUUGGAUGAAAUCAAACCUCUUGAAGAGCUGAACAACAAGAAAGACAGCUGCAUCUCUAACCAUACCAUUGUAGAUAUUGGCAAAGACUUCAACUACCUGAAAGAUGGCAAUGGAACAACCAGUGGCAUAGGCAGCAGUGUGGAAAAAUACAUAAUUGAUGAAAGUGAUUACAUGUCAUUCAUAAACAACCCAAGUGUCACUGUGACUGUGCCCAUAGCAGUUGGAGAAUCAGAUUUUGAAAAUUUAAACACUGAAGAAUUUAGCAGUGAAUCAGAUUUGGAAGAAAGCAAAGAGCAGAGUGUGGAAGAUUAA
This is a messenger RNA of Sceloporus undulatus (fence lizard), 3094 nucleotides long. Its product is annotated as sodium channel protein type 2 subunit alpha-like. Gene Ontology annotation, biological process: sodium ion transmembrane transport; membrane depolarization during action potential; neuronal action potential. The record is from RefSeq and is a predicted model, not a curated record. Gene Ontology annotation, molecular function: voltage-gated sodium channel activity. The transcript has 16 exons. Bases 65 to 3094 code for a protein of 1009 amino acids. NCBI's taxonomy places the organism in Eukaryota, Metazoa, Chordata, Lepidosauria, Squamata, Phrynosomatidae. Gene Ontology annotation, cellular component: axon; plasma membrane; voltage-gated sodium channel complex.